GGGACGGGGCGCGGCGGGACCCCCGGCGCCGCAGAUCGCCCGUCCCCUGCAGCGGGACCCCCAGGUUUAUAAUGGAACUUACCUCUUUGCCUAAAUUCCUUUGGACAAGUGACAACAAGCUUCUGCAUCACCAUUUUCCAGACAUACUGGCUACUGUUCAUACCACACAAGACAUCCCUGAAGAAGUUGUUUUUGGACCAUGCAUGCUCCAGAACACCCUGCUGGACACUGUAGCUUUCAUUGCUCUCAAAUGUUCUGACAGACGGAACAUCCACUAUGUAUUUAAGGUGGAUGUCACAUCUGUUCACGGUCCCACAGGCCUGCCCUGGAUGAGACUUGUACAAGCAGCUGCCCAUAGCAAGGAGCAGAACUUGGAAGCUUACUUGGAAAACAGUCAGUUAUACUAUCGCUCCACCAGGAAAAUCAGCAAAAACGAGGAGCUGCUUGUCUGGUAUGAUGAGGAGCUUUCCAGCCUCUUGGGUUUCAAUGAGAUAAAAGCUCAGAGGCCCCAGAAUGAGUUGAGAUGCCAAGAGUGCGACCGAGUCUUUAAAUGUGAGCAUUCCUAUCUGUCCCAUGUCCGCUUCCUCUGUGUGCCAGAGAAGAGUGCUCUGCUAUGGAGAAACUUCCAGAACCCUAAAACUGAAAAGGGCAGCCUAUCUGAGCAGACCACGAAUUUCCACAGUCUGGCAAGGGACCUGGAAGUUAAAAUGGCAGCUUGUAAAGAUGAUGCACAUGGUGUUAUUGGAGAAAGGAGAGCGAAAUCUGAAGAGGCUGAGAGCAACAGGAGCAGGAAAACAGUGCUGUUGGAGAAAACCAAUAACUUGACUGAGGAACAUAACUGUGGGGGCAAGGAAGAGGUUGGGGGAGAGCAUGCAUUGGCUGGUUCUUUAAGGAAGCUUAGUUCAGGGAGGCAGUCAGCUAGGAAGGAUGCUUUAGAGCAGAAGCAGAGUGCUUUCACUGAGGUCAGGAGGAUGAAAGAGAAGCUGAGGAAUGAGAGACUGCAGGAGCCAGAGCAGGAGGAUGGCAUGGCCCCACUUGGUAAGGAGCAGGUGUCAAAGGAAGUGUUGCUGAACUCCUCUGGUAGUGCUUUCUCCUUUGUUUGGCCCACCAGAGCUCGAGGAGAACAGAAGAGUGCUUUCAGCAAGCCCAGUAAGUGCAUAACAGAAAGAGCUGCAGUAAAUUCCUCUCAUCCCAUGAGUGAGUCAACAAAGAGCCUGGGGGAGCUGUCUGGCUUCAUUGCCACCGCAGACAUCAUGUGCUGCAGCAGUCUUCUCAAUUCCAAGUUCUUUGUCAGUGAUUUGUGUAAUGCUCAGAUGCUGCAGACAAGCAUCACUCGGAGCAGUAUUUUCCCAUAUACCUCAGAACCGUGGCUCAAGCAAGCAGGAGGACAAUUACAAAACACCACCACCACUUCCUCCUCCUCCUCCUCUUCUUCCUCUUCCUUGACUCUUCUUCCUCCCACCUUCACCUCCUUUGGAGUGGCUGCCCAGAACUGGUGUGCCAAAUGCAACCUGUCCUUUCGCAUGACGUCUGAUUUAGUCUUCCACAUGCGGUCACAUCACAAGAAAGAAUAUUCCUCAAGUGAAUCCCAGUGCAAGAGGAGGCGGGAGGAGAAGCUGACGUGUCCCAUUUGCCAUGAGUACUUCCGAGAACGCCAUCAUUUAUCCCGGCACAUGACUUCUCAUAAUUAGAGCUGUGCAGGCAGAUGUCACCAAGGGACCCCGCAGGUUGGAUGAAGAAGGGAAUGAUAGUUCACUUAAAUCCAUUUCUUUUUUGAGUUUACAUUAAUUUCUUUCAGGAAAUCACUGUUUACAAUAAUUUAUA
Melospiza georgiana is the source of this 1824-nucleotide messenger RNA. It is a transcript of the gene ZNF488, whose product is annotated as zinc finger protein 488. Gene Ontology annotation, molecular function: protein binding. The coding region runs from base 72 to 1691 and encodes 539 amino acids. Gene Ontology annotation, biological process: regulation of DNA-templated transcription. NCBI's taxonomy places the organism in Eukaryota, Metazoa, Chordata, Aves, Passeriformes, Passerellidae. Gene Ontology annotation, cellular component: nucleus. The record is from RefSeq and is a predicted model, not a curated record. The transcript has 4 exons.